AUGAAGUCCUUCGCCAUCGCCCUCUUCAUCGCCGGCGUCCUCGCCGCCCCUCAACCCAGAAGCCCCCUCUGCAGCGGCCUCGAGUCCACCCCACAGUGCUGUUCGACCGACGUGCUCGGCGUCGCAGACCUGGACUGCCAGAAUCCUUCGAGCCCUGUGCCCGAUGCCCAGACUUUUCAGACCGUGUGUGCUGCUGGAGGACAGCGUGCUCGCUGCUGUGCCAUUCCUGUUGCCGGCCAAGAUUUGCUCUGUGAGACGCCUGUUGGGAUCUAGAAU
Messenger RNA from Trichoderma citrinoviride, 276 nucleotides. Its product is annotated as hydrophobin. Gene Ontology annotation, cellular component: extracellular region. The coding region runs from base 1 to 273 and encodes 90 amino acids. The transcript is spliced from 3 exons. The record is from RefSeq and is a predicted model, not a curated record. NCBI's taxonomy places the organism in Eukaryota, Fungi, Ascomycota, Sordariomycetes, Hypocreales, Hypocreaceae.